Ruditapes philippinarum (Manila clam) is the source of this 621-nucleotide messenger RNA. RefSeq names its product C-type lectin domain family 4 member M-like. Bases 100 to 567 code for a protein of 155 amino acids. The transcript has 5 exons. Lineage: Eukaryota; Metazoa; Mollusca; Bivalvia; Venerida; Veneridae. The record is from RefSeq and is a predicted model, not a curated record.
UAUUUUUAGAUAUAUUGUCAGUAACUGUUGUCAUUAAGAUAAGAAAAGCAUUAAAAUAUCAGGUUUAAGAAAUAAAUUGAAAAUCAAGAUACUAUUAACAUGACGAUAUUAUUAGCUAUUGUGGCUUUGGUUUUACAUAGAGCAGUGCCAGUCUAUGGAGAGUGCCCCAAUGGGUUUAUUAGACAUGAUGAUAUGUGCUAUCACUUUAGUCAUGACACGGAGACGUGGAUCGACGCCCUGGUGACAUGUGACAAGUUAUUUGGAGCACAGUUAGUGGAAAUAGAGACUGCCAAGGAGAAUAAUUAUCUCGUCAAUGAGUCAUCUGUACUCAAAGCCGAGUUUUGGAUUGGCGGAAAUGACAUUCAAGUUGAAGGGGAGUGGAAAUGGGCGACUUCCGGUGAUGACGUCACAUUUACUGCUUGGGGUGGCCCGCCUAGCAACAGCCAUGGUAACGAGAACUGUAUAGAGAUAAACACGUUAGUCUGGAAUGACGAUCAAUGUGGGAAACAACAACGCUAUAUUUGUGAAAAGCCCCUUAACAAUGAGCAAAUAGUGGGACGAAAAUGAAAUGUGACUUUUUGCCAUGGGUUUAUAAAAACAGAAAUAAAAUGUUAGAUAUUA